Pseudonaja textilis is the source of this 1200-nucleotide messenger RNA. The record is from RefSeq and is a predicted model, not a curated record. NCBI's taxonomy places the organism in Eukaryota, Metazoa, Chordata, Lepidosauria, Squamata, Elapidae.
CUGCCAGAUCAGUUGAUGUGCGUCAUUUCCAGCAAUGUUCAUGGGAGAGAUGACAAGGGUCGUAUUUUGCGGCGCACACUCAUUCGUUAUGCCAACCUGUCUUCUGUCCUGAUCCUGCGUUCAGUCAGCACCAGAGUGCUUAAGAGAUUCCCUACUAUGGACCACAUUGUGGAAGCUGGUUUUAUGACACAGGAUGAACGUAAGAAAUACGAGAGUCUCCAUUCAGACUUCAACAAGUACUGGAUCCCCUGUGUGUGGUUCACCAAUCUAGCUGCUCAGGCACGACGAGAAGGGAGAGUCCGCGAUGAUGUGGCACUCAGAUUGCUCAUGGAUGAGCUGAACCUCUACCGUGCUAAAUGCAGCAUGCUUUUUCACUUUGACUGGAUCAGUAUCCCCCUAGUGUACACACAGGUGGUCACUAUAGCAGUCUACUCUUUCUUUGCAUUUUGUGUGGUUGGUCGUCAGUUCCUGGAUCCAGCUCAUGGUGGAGAACUAGACAUGUAUGUUCCCUUGCCCACACUCCUACAGUUCUUCUUUUAUGCUGGGUGGCUGAAGGUGGCUGAACAAAUAAUUAAUCCCUUUGGAGAGGAUGAUGAUGAUUUUGAAACUAAUAAACUGAUAGACAGAAACCUUCAGGUAUCGUUGCUUUCAGUGGAUGACAUGUACCAGAACUUGCCUCCAACCAUGAAGGACAAAUAUUGGAAUGAAUCUACAGCUCAACCACCCUACACAACAGCCACAAUGGCAGAGACCUUGAAACCUUCCUUCAUGGGCUCCACAUUUGAUAUGCGGAUGAGUGAUGACCCGGAGCAGAAUCAGCAGGUCGAUGCCUCACCCAGCAUGAACCGCAUACAGACACCCUUGCUUAACCGCUUUUAUGCUGCUGCUGCCUCUCCAGCAAUUAGCCUCAAAAAUUUUGGGAAGGGCAACCGGAUUUCCCACCCUCAGUUGCUGCGUUUGAGAUCUGAGGGUAUCUUUCCUUCUGCCAGCCCCAACUUCAAUCGCAGAGACGAUCCAGAGGCUGUUGGCCGUAUCGAUGAGGAAGAGACAGAGGAUGAGGAAACUGGAAUGAGUGAAACCAGUACUCCUCACAAUGCAGAAAUAGAGAGAAAAGAUAUACCCAUUAUUACUGUGGUAGGAUCCCUAGAUGACAGCAUCAGCAGCAUUGAGCAGCCAUCCAGCUAAGAUUAAUAAAUAACC